Molecule: messenger RNA, 1584 nt
Organism: Penicillium antarcticum
Lineage: Eukaryota; Fungi; Ascomycota; Eurotiomycetes; Eurotiales; Aspergillaceae
Exons: 6
Coding region: 1-1584 (527 amino acids)
Biological process (GO): transmembrane transport
Cellular component (GO): fungal-type vacuole membrane; plasma membrane
Molecular function (GO): transmembrane transporter activity
Source: RefSeq, a predicted model, not a curated record
AUGGCGUCAGAAAUCCCCACCCUAGCGGUGCAUUCCAACACGGAAGAACCUACAUACGAGUCUAAGAAGUCCGGCGUCGUUAGCCAGGAUGCAGAGACUGAUGAAGAGUCUACGGCCAAUCGCCACAACCCCGUCGGAUCGCGAUUGGGCUCGCUGAUCAGAUCCUUCGAGCACCAGCUCGUCGAGUAUAACCUGGAAGCACGAGGUAUUGAGCGUGUUGCGGCGCAUGAGCGCAUGAAGCGCAACUCGUGGGUUUCAUAUUUGCAGGCAUUCCUGCUCUGGGUGUCGAUCAACCUUGCGCCCAAUAACAUUACACUCGGGAUGCUGGGUCCUGCUGUGUAUGGUCUCAAUUUCCGAGACUCGGCGCUCUGUGCUGUGUUUGGGGCUCUUAUCGGUUCCGUGGUCUCCUCUUGGAUGGCGACAUGGGGACCAGUGUCAGGCAUUCGGACUAUGGCUUUUGGACGGUACUCAAUGGGCUGGUGGCCCAGCAAGAUCAUUGUCUUGCUUAAUUUGGUUCAGAUGAUUGGGUAUUGUUUGAUUGAUUGCGUCGUUGGUGGUCAGAUCUUGUCUGCCGUGUCCCCAGGGGGCAUGUCGGUGGCUGUCGGCAUUGUUAUCAUUGCUGUCAUCAGUUGGGCCGUGGCGACGUUUGGAAUCCAAGUCUUCCAUUUCUAUGAAAGAUUUGCAUUUGUGCCCCAAGUCAUCGUAGUCUGCAUCCUUUUCGGAGUCGCAUCCACGAAAUUCGACUUGUCGACUCCACCCACACAAGAGGAUUCCCGGACCAUGAUAGGCAACAGGCUAUCAUUUUUCUCCAUCUGCCUAAGUGCCGCAAUCACCUACGGUCCCCUAGCAGCCGACUUCUUCGUCUACUACCCUGAAAACACCUCACGCCUGAAAAUCUUCAGCCUUACCUUAGGAGGCCUUCUCUUCUCCUUCACAAUGGCCCUAGUCUGCGGUAUCGGCCUCGCAACCGGCAUCAACACCCACCCAGAAUAUGCAACGGCCUACAACAAAGGCCAAGGCGCCCUAAUCGUCGAAGGAUUCGGUCCCCUCCACGGCUUCGGCAAGUUCUGCUCCGUAAUCUGCGCCCUCGGCCUGAUCGCCAACACUGUGGCACCCACCUACUCCGCCGGCAUCGAUUUCCAGAUCCUUGGCCGCUAUGCCGAGAUGGUUCCCCGCGUGAUCUGGAACACCAUCGCUGUCAUCAUCUAUGUUGUCUGCGCUCUUGUUGGCCGUAGCCACCUCUCUGAGAUCUUUACCAAUUUCCUGGCUUUGAUGGGGUACUGGGUUGCGAUUUGGAUUGCUAUUAUCCUCGAAGAGCGCUUUAUCUUCCGCCUUCGAACGGGUUAUAACUGGGCUGUUUGGCGGGAUCCGUCUAAGCUGCCUAUCGGUGUGGCUGCUUUCAUUGCUUUCGUUGUUGGUUGGGUUGGGGCUGUCUUGUGUAUGGCUCAAGUCUGGUAUAUUGGGCCCAUUGCCAAGUUGGUGGGCGAGUACGGUGCUGAUAUGGGAACCUAUGUUGGCUUCUCUUGGGCUGCCCUUGUCUACCCGCCUCUGCGGUACAUCGAACUCCACUUCGUGGGUCGUUGA